Molecule: messenger RNA, 1689 nt
Organism: Penicillium lagena
Lineage: Eukaryota; Fungi; Ascomycota; Eurotiomycetes; Eurotiales; Aspergillaceae
Product: MFS transporter
Exons: 11
Coding region: 1-1689 (562 amino acids)
Biological process (GO): transmembrane transport
Cellular component (GO): membrane
Molecular function (GO): transmembrane transporter activity
Source: RefSeq, a predicted model, not a curated record
AUGGACCCGGUAGAGCAACCCACGAGCUCAGAAAAGAGUCACGAUGACGAACUCGAGGAUUCCAAGUCUGAAGAAGGAGUCUUCGCCCCAAUUCACGGCCCUGAUGGUGACGAUGGAGAACAACAGCGCGAGGCGCCACUGCACAAGUUGCGCUCGCAGACAUCGCGAUCCCUCGAACCCUCCUGGUCUCUAAACGAUGGUAUCAGUAUCCACGGUGAUCGGCCACAGGACGAAGAAGGUGGUGAGGCUGGAACUAUAGAGACGGAUGAAGAACAGCGCUUUACGGUUGCCUGGGAUGAGAAUGACCCCAUAAAUCCGAGGAAUAUGACCAAGGCGAGGAAGUGGUUGAUUGUUAUUAUUGUUUCUUUGGGGUCUCUCUGUGUGACUUGCACGUCGUCCAUGUACACCACCACAUACGAUCAAUUGAUGAAGGAUUUCAAUUGCUCCGAGGAGGUUGCCACUCUGGGAUUAUCGUUCUUCAUUUGGGGUCUUGGAAUUGGCCCACUAUUUCUCAGUCCCUUGUCCGAGUUCUACGGUCGCCGGAACAUUUAUCUCGUCUCAUUCAGCUUAUUUCUGAUCUGGUUGAUUCCAUGCGCGGUGGCGCAGAAUAUCCAAACAAUGCUCGUGUGUCGCUUCUUCAACGGACUGGCCGGCAGCGCGUUUCUGAGCGUGGCUGGUGGCACUGUGGGUGACUUGUUUGAUCGACAUGAACUGGCCUUUCCCAUGAUGCUCUAUACGGCGAGUCCGUUUAUCGGGCCUGAAGUCGGUCCCCUAGUGGGUGGAUUCAUCAAUCAGUUUACGACAUGGCGCUGGACGUUCUACGUACUCUUGAUAUGGACCGGGGUUUUGCUGAUUUCGAUAUUUUUCUUGGUUCCCGAAACAUACCACCCAGUGCUCCUAAGGCGCAAGGCGCAAAAAUUGCGCCAGGAAACCGGAGAAGACCGGUGGAGAGCUCCGAUCGAGAAACUGAAUCGGUCGGUGGCGCAAACCGUUCUGCGCUCCAUGUACCGGCCUUUACUCCUUCUGACCCUGGAGCCUAUGUGCCUGAAUCUGUGUAUUUUCUCGGCAAUCCUACUGGGCAUUCUGUACCUGUUCUUCGGUGCCUUCCAAUUAGUCUUUGACGAGGUCUAUGGGCUGGUGCUCUGGCAGCGUGGACUAUGUUUCAUCGGUCUCUUUGUCGGCAUGGUCCUCGCUAUCCUGUCAGAUCCGUUCUGGCGCCGCAAUUACCAGCGUUUGGAACGCAACCAUGAAAAGGCCACGCAAAAGACCGAUGACUAUCAGCCGGAGUGGCGGCUUCCACCAGCGAUCCUGGGUGGACCCCUGGUCACUAUUGGGCUCUUCAUUUUUGCAUGGACGAUCUACCCAGAUGUGCAUUGGAUUGCACCUAUCAUUGGCAGUGCCGUGUUCGGUGCAGGCACCAUCCUGGUGUACUCGGGCGUCUUCACCUUCCUGGUAGAUGCAUACCCAACAUUUGCCGCCAGUGCACUGGCCGCCAAUAGCUUUUCGCGGUCAAGCUUUGGAGGAAUCUUCCCCCUAUUCGGUAUCCAAAUGUAUAACAAUCUCGGUUUCCACUGGGCAACGACAUUACUAGGCUUCUUGACUCUGGUCAUGACGCCUUUCCCGUACAUUUUCUUCCGAUAUGGGAGUCGCAUCCGCAAGAAGAGUCGGUUUGCCACGUCGCAGACCUGA